ACAGAAGAAUCGAUUUCAAAUGGUUUUAUCAUGAACCCUGUAACUGGAUCCAAUCCUCCUGCUGUUGUUGCAAAGAAGAAGAGAAACCUUCCAGGAAAACCAGAUCCUGAAGCUGAAGUGAUAGCCUUGUCCCCGAAGACUCUGAUGGCAACCAACAGAUUCUUGUGCGAAAUAUGCGGCAAGGGUUUCCAAAGAGAACAAAACCUUCAACUCCAUCGACGAGGCCAUAACCUCCCAUGGAAGCUGAAGCAAAGGACGACGAAAGAAGUGAGGAAGCGCGUGUAUGUUUGCCCCGAAAAGACCUGCGUCCAUCACCAUCCUUCGAGGGCUCUUGGGGAUUUAACCGGCAUAAAGAAGCACUUUUAUAGGAAGCAUGGGGAGAAGAAGUGGAAGUGCUCCAAGCGAUACGCUGUGCAUUCUGAUUGGAAAGCUCACUCGAAAACCUGCGGCACCAGGGAGUACAAAUGCGACUGUGGUACCCUAUUCUCAAGAAGAGAUAGUUUCAUCACGCAUAGGGAUUUCUGUGAUGCCUUGGCCGAGGAAACAGCUAGAGUAAAUGCAGGUUCCGGCAUGCAUAGCUUGGCCGCCGAUAAUUUCAAUUACCAACUUAGGGGGAAUCCACUAGAUACAGGGAUCCCACAACAUUUCUCCACUGUUUUCAAACCAAUUUCAAGCAAUUAUGAAGCAGUAGACCAAACUAAACCUGGAUUUUCCUUGUGGACGGGGCAAGCAUCUCAGGGCCAUGACUCAUUUGGUUCUUUGAAUCCGGGAUUGAUAUAUGGAGAUCCGAUGGUUUCGAUAUCGAAUCCUCCUGUAUCGGAUUAUCAGCUAAACUGGGUGUUCGGAAACAAGGUGCCACCGAGUAAUGCUGAAGAUCAUCUGCUAAAAUGCACUUCACUUCCUUUGAGUAAUGUCAAGGAAAAUGGACCUCAGUUUGUGAUUGUUCCUUCAUUGUUCAGCACCCAACACCAGUCUCAUCAAACACCAGUUUUCAGUAUGUCUGCCACAGAUUUGUUGCAGAAAGCUGCCCAAAUGGGUGCAACAUCGACCGACACGGCAUUCCUAGGAAGCUUCGGGACAAAGUGUAGCAACAGUCUAGUUCAAGAUGGGAACAAGUACAGUGAUCUGUAUGUUUCAAACACGCCAACAACGACAACCCAAGGAAGAGAUUUAGUAAACUCAGCAGACGAUAUUUCCACUUUGAACCAAUUGCAAAUUUACCCCGUGAAACGCCGGCGUAUGCAGAAUGAAGACGGCGGAGGAGGAGGAGAAACAAGAGAUUUUUUAGGUGUUGGAGUAAAGGGCAUUUGUCACCCAUCUUCAAUCAAUGGAUGGAAAUGAUAUUUGGCACAUGAAAUUUAAUGACUUUGCAGGGAAGAAAAGUGUUACUAGAGAAAGAACCUACUGAAUAGAUGAAGGAUGAGAUCCAUGCAUAUUCUCUUCAACCUUUGAAAGCCAACUCAUCCCUUUUAAAAAAUUAAGGCUUUUUAACUUUGAUAAGGGGGGAUGUGAAGUAGUGGGAACAAAGCGAAAACGAACCCUUUUGGAGCUCCAUUAUUGCAUUAAUUGUUUCAUCUCUAUUGUGGUUGUUGUCCUGUCAUGCUAGAUUAAAAAAUAUUUACAUAUCCAUAAAAUAAAAAAAGCUUUGAUUAUUCUAGCUAUUUA
Hibiscus syriacus is the source of this 1665-nucleotide messenger RNA. Its product is annotated as zinc finger protein MAGPIE-like. Gene Ontology annotation, cellular component: nucleus. Bases 31 to 1341 code for a protein of 436 amino acids. Gene Ontology annotation, molecular function: DNA-binding transcription factor activity. NCBI's taxonomy places the organism in Eukaryota, Viridiplantae, Streptophyta, Magnoliopsida, Malvales, Malvaceae. The record is from RefSeq and is a predicted model, not a curated record. The transcript has 3 exons.